UAGUUUGAACCCAGCGGGCCCCCGUUGGAUGGGAAGCAAGCGUCGCCCUGGCAACGGUCGGUUCCUCACCGGGUUAGCAUCGAGGUUCUGAUCAACUGACCCGAGACAACGCGUCAGUUACCGUGUUAAUCACCGACCCCCGCCGUGAUGGCCACGAGCGACCCGUCCGUGUUCCUUCUCACCGUGAACGGACAGAUCGAGGGAGCCGACUUUCCAGAGUACGACAACCUCUACUGCAAAUACUGCUUCGUGUACGGACACGACUGGGCCCCGAUCUCAGGGCUGGAGGAAGGCAUCACUCAGAUCACCUGUAAAGGCAGCCAGUCGUCUCACAAACUCAUAUGGAACUUUCCACUGGAGACAACUUUUAAGAGCACAAACCCAUCAGGAUGGCCUCAGCUGGUGGUGAGUGUGUACGGGCCAGAUGUGUUUGGCAACGACGUGGUCCGGGGCUACGGAGCAACACACAUCCCUUUCACCUCUGGACAACACACAAAGACCGUCCCCAUGUUUGUUCCCGAGCCCACAUGGAGACUUCAGAAAUUCACCAGCUGGCUGUUGGGACGGCGGCCCGAGUACACAGACCCAAAAGUGGUGGCUCAGGGUGAAGGCAGAGAAGUGACGCGGGUUCGUUCCCAAGGCUUCGUCAGCGUCUCCUUUCACAUCCUGACUAAAGACAUGAGGAAACUGGGUUAUGACACGGGGCCGUCGAGUCCCAUGAACAAAGGGUCUGAUGCGUCCGCCUGGUCGACAGAAGAGCAAACCUACAGGAUGUAGGAACACGAGAGACUUUCAGAACUUGUGGCGGUUCUUUUUGGGGCCCUCAAGGAUGCCUGGUCCCCCACGAUCACAAAAACACGACCCCC
Molecule: messenger RNA, 866 nt
Organism: Platichthys flesus (European flounder)
Lineage: Eukaryota; Metazoa; Chordata; Actinopteri; Pleuronectiformes; Pleuronectidae
Gene: b9d1
Product: B9 protein domain 1
Exons: 7
Coding region: 148-777 (209 amino acids)
Biological process (GO): cilium assembly
Cellular component (GO): MKS complex
Source: RefSeq, a predicted model, not a curated record